CGGAAGUGAAACGUUUCAUCAUACUUUUUUAGCAACGUUAACGUAGAAAUGUAUAUUAUAGAACUAUCGCGAAUAACUUAAUAGUAUGGGGAUAUUUGCGUUAUUAAUAUUAAUUGUGUGUGUUGCAGAAUGUGGCCAAUGAAAAAUCGAUUCGGUGACUGCCCAUGUGAGUUCCAAGUCGCAGUUGAAUCAGGAAAGUCACGUUAUUGAUUUCUCAGCUGAAGUUGACUCAGCUCCACGAUCAUAUGCUGCUUGCAGACUUGCACGGUUGUGAAUGUGAAGUCCGUUGAUGGCUGGACAUUGAGUUUGCAGUCUCUUUGUUGGACCCUGGUGUGUGGUUAUGUUCCGGCUCCGGGCCGCAAAUGCCUGCCUUCGUAGGCUCCUUCAUGGGAGUACGGUGAACCUGAACCAAGAUCAGGUUAUGGAGAAGUUAGAGAUGUGCUCUGCUGAAGAUCAGCUGUUUGACAUGGUGGGCAAGAACAAGGGCAAGUUUACCGUGAACCAUCUCAACUGUGCGGUAGGAAUGUUGUGGCAGUUUCAGAAAACUAGGCCCAUCAUGCACAGGACUAUGGCACUCAUCAAAAACCACCCAGAGUUCUUGGCCCUUCAGGUUUUGGCAGAGAACAAAAUUGACCUUAUGGAUGAUUUUAUGCUGGUUGAUAUGCUUUACAGUUUCAUCAGGCUGGCUGUUGAGCCUCACAACUCUGUUAUUCAGCAGUUGGUGUCAGAAGCCUGGCUGAGACUAGAAAGGUUACCAAUGGAACCACUGUCUAAAUUUGCUGUAUGUCUCGGUUAUCAGCAUUUUGAACUCAGUCCUUUAAUGGGCCGCAUAACUAAUAUUGUGGAUCAGAAGUUGUCAUCUAUCAAUGAUGCCAGGGUCCUAGGUUCGCUGAUGAUCAGUGUAUCUUCCUUGGCAUCUCCUCGUCUAUGUGAUGCGCUCAUUAGCAAGGCCGACUGUCUCUUGGACACCACAUAUCCUUCGAACUACAGCACUGCUCGGAACGUAGUACACUUCUUGCGAAACAUCAUGUACCCUCAUCUGCCCCUGCUGGAGAAGUGCAACAAGAUCUUCUUGCACAGUAUUUGUCUGAUGGACACAGAGAACAUCAGCUUCAUCUUAACACUUUUUCGGAGCUUGCACUUCACCGGCUCUGACUUCAGGAUUGCUGUUAAACAAAGGCUCAUAGAACUGAUCGACUCAAACAAUGAUCUUUUUUCCUUUACAAGACUAUUUAACAGUCUGGCUCCCCUUGCCAGUCCAGAGACCAGACAGUGGUUGGAGAAUACGGCCCUCCUGGCAGAUGAACUGGAUGCACACCAGGCCCUGUAUAUAGCUGAAACACUUGAAAAAAUUCGAAGCAGAAACCUUAACUUGUUGCACAAGAUUUCUUCAGUGAUCCAAAGGAACCUUCAUGUCUACAAGCCAGCGGAGGUGGUCAAAUGUACCCAAGUCUUUUUUGCGCUGGAGUACAACAACCCAGAAUUCUUUGCAAAACUGAAAAGCACUUUGUUGAAUUUUUUACGACGGAGUGUCAUUCCCGCAGAAGUGACCAUGUUGACCAGUAUUCUGCCCAUGUUUCCUUGGCGGCCACCUGAUGAGUACAUUAUCUCUCGCAUAGAUGCGGUGUUGCCGCAGUGCACGCUCAAGAAACUCAGCAGCACUGCAUUUACUGUUACCAAGUGGUUGGACAGGGACAGCUUCUAUCACCGCAGCACGUCUGGGAAGUACGUACGCCUGCUGCAGUCCCUGAACUCCUGCGGGCGUGACAGGCUGCAAGCUGCUGUCAGUCUGGAUUUGCUGCUCAAGGAGCUCAACUUCAUUUCUGGGGAGUGGUUCGAGGAAGUGCUGCUGAAGGAGACCGUGGAGACACUGCAGAGGCUAAAGGACCAAUUGAACUACAGAAAUGUGUCAGAUCUGGCCCCUUUCUUAACCAGUAAAAAUGUACUCUGUCCUCCUCUGAUGGAUCAUAUGGCCAGUGUGGUCAUUAAAGACAUCGAAAAGAUUCACCACUUUGUGAUAACAUUAAUCCUGCUUCCAUUUGCUGUGCUUAAUUAUAAUUCCGUCAGUGCCAGCGACUUGUAUGAAGCUUGCAUUCAGCGUGUCAUUCCACACAUCAGCUCCUUUGACCCACAUAAGCUUGUUUUCCUGGCAUCUACCUUGUCAAUGGCUCACUGUUUUCCACAAGAAAUCAUCAGUGAAAUCUUUAAUAUUGACUUUUUGGGAAAGCUGGAUGCUGAAACAGAUUUAGUAUCUGAUCACCGCAAGAUGCAGACACAAGUGCGUCUUAUGGCGCUCAAUCGCGCAGUGUGUUUGGAGUGUCCUGAGUUCCAGGUCCCCUGGUUCCACAAGGACUGCUCUCAGCAGCUGCAAAACAAAGGGAAAGUCACCUUUGGUCCCAUGCGACAACAAAUCUGCAAAAUGCUGAGUGAAGUUCUUGGUGGCAUUAACUAUGUCCGACUCAGAGGUGUUGCGCCGUAUUGUUACACUAUUGACUUUGAAUGCAUACUGGAUAAACACCGUCAGCCGCUGCCCUACAGCAACCCCAACCCCCUGCAGAUAACAGACAGGGAACUGGUGCACUGGAAUCCUAACUCUGUGGAAAACAUCAGGGAUGAGCUGCCACCUGGAGCUCAGCGGGUUGCUGUAGACUUUCUUGAUUCAAAGAAUUACUGCAAAAAUUCUCAACAUAUGAAAGGUGAAUCAGUGCUGAAAAAACAACACCUUGAAAUUCUGGGGUAUCAUGUAGUUCAGAUCCCUCAUUUUGAAUGGAACUCCAUGGAACUUUCAACACAAGAUGCUUGGAAGGAAUACCUAAAGAAGAAAAUAUUUGGAGAGAGUUCUUCUUGAAGAACUGCUUUAUGCAAUAAUCAGAGGUGUUGUACUGUGCAUCCAGAAAGUAUUCACAGCGUUUUACUUUUUCCACAUUUUGUUAUGUUACAGCCAUAUU
This is a messenger RNA of Thalassophryne amazonica, 2948 nucleotides long. RefSeq names its product FAST kinase domains 1 (gene fastkd1). The transcript is spliced from 15 exons. Gene Ontology annotation, biological process: regulation of mitochondrial mRNA stability; mitochondrial RNA processing. Gene Ontology annotation, molecular function: RNA binding. Bases 341 to 2848 code for a protein of 835 amino acids. Lineage: Eukaryota; Metazoa; Chordata; Actinopteri; Batrachoidiformes; Batrachoididae. Gene Ontology annotation, cellular component: mitochondrial matrix; ribonucleoprotein granule. The record is from RefSeq and is a predicted model, not a curated record.